This is a messenger RNA of Oryctolagus cuniculus (rabbit), 1060 nucleotides long. It is a transcript of the gene RNASE9, whose product is annotated as ribonuclease A family member 9 (inactive). Gene Ontology annotation, molecular function: nucleic acid binding. The record is from RefSeq and is a predicted model, not a curated record. Lineage: Eukaryota; Metazoa; Chordata; Mammalia; Lagomorpha; Leporidae. Gene Ontology annotation, biological process: defense response to Gram-positive bacterium.
CACUCUCUACAGAAAAAAGAUGAAAAUUCUCAUCUCCAAACAUCCGCUGCCUCUAGUGCUACUGCUGCUGCAGCUGCUACAGCCACUACAGUUUCAAGACAAUGAGAGACGCUACGAUUUGCCACCUGAUAAAGCAGAUGAAUUUGAAGAUUAUUUGGAAGAAUUUAGUAGUACAGGGCCUACCAGACCACCUACCAAAAAAAAAUUCAUAAGGCUUUCCCUUAUUGGAACAGAAAGGACAUUAAGUGAUUCCUUCUUCUGCACUGAUACAGUCAGGCUAAAAAAUGUUCACAACAAGUCUCGUUGUGUGACGGAACAUAAUUUCAUCGUAAUGCCAUACGAUGAUGUGAAAAACCUCUGUUACACAAGGUAUGUCGAGUGUAAGAAUGGGAUCAAGAAAUGUCACAGAAGCAGGCUGCCGAUAGAGGGAGUGUAUUGUAAAUUAAGAAGAGGGACCACUCUACCUGACUGUGAUUAUGAUUCAACUUAUAAGAUGGGCUUUGUCCUAAUUACUUGUCGAUGGCAAAAUAGUAUCAAAAAACUUGUUCCUGUUCAUGUAAAUGAUAUCCUGGUGCUACAGGAUUGAACACAAAAACAUCCCAAGUGAAGCCUUCCUCGGUGGUGCAGGUGUCUCCCAGAACAAAGAUGCCCUCCAUGAAGAAGAAGAAUUUCAGAAGUCAGAGUGAGAGGAUAUCACACUCUCCACAUGAAUCUUUCUUCAUCAAAAUUGAGAAUGGUUAUUUCAUUCCAUUAAUUGUAAUUAUCAGCCUCCCUCCCUUCCUGUCCGAACAUCACUCAAAGGCAAUGUAGGCUGGGUUCACUGCGAGAUGGUUUCACCCAGGUCUCACAGUUCCACAUGUUUUGAAUGGGUCAUGGGUAUGCAUGCCUGCCGUGGGAGGAAGGGCGACCAGCACUAAAAGGAACGGGAAGAGGUUGCCGGAAGCAUCCUCCAAAGAUGCAGUCACGUAAUUCUCUAGUUCAGCAGAAAGAAUAAAGUGCUUCAAAAUGCAGCGACUUUGGUGUGCCUAUGUGUGGUUUCCAGGUAUGAAACUCUUUCUAG